Molecule: messenger RNA, 1190 nt
Organism: Ascoidea rubescens DSM 1968
Lineage: Eukaryota; Fungi; Ascomycota; Saccharomycetes; Ascoideales; Ascoideaceae
Exons: 1
Coding region: 85-1053 (322 amino acids)
Source: RefSeq, a predicted model, not a curated record
UUGAGACAGCAGAGACUGCACAGAUUACACAGACAGCAGAAAUACUAGUGAUACCCACGAUACCAGAAGGAUAGAGACAUUUGCAUGGCCAUGGAUUUAUCAAAACUAUCCAGCAACUUGCCUCCCUCAGUGCCAGUGACUAAGGAGUCCUUUGACAAGUUGGACGCUAAGUUGAUCAAUGAGUUCAAAAACGCAGCUAAGUCAGUGGCUACAUUGUACCGAUUAUCCAAUUCCAACAGCUCGUUGCUCAGAUUUAAAGGAUACUUGGAGUGCAUAGAUGACUUGCUUAAUUUGAUUAAAUUGCACAAGAUAAACCACUCAGAGAAUGAGUUGGAUAUAGAAAACUGGUGUUUGACUAAAAAAGCAGAAUUGAUGGGUGGUGAGAAUAUCAAUAAGAAUCUUGUGGACGAUUAUAGUGAAAAGACCAAGUAUAAAACCCCUAAAAAGAAAUCUGGCAGCCACCAAACCAAAUCUACAAAAUUAUCUGAUGAUUAUGAGUUCACCUACAAGGCCAAACCUUUAACUCCAAUAGAGAACAAAAUAAAAAUGUUUCACGACAGUGCAAAGAAAAAAGUAAAGAUAUUUGAUUAUGAUAAAAUCAAUGAGCCGAAUAAUAAGAGUGCUAGUACUAUUGACAAGAGCGAUAAGAUUGAAAGUAUUGAUAAUAUGAAUACUAUGGAUCAUGAUAUCAGUAGCACUGGAAAUAAUGCAGCUAAUCAUAAUAUUACUAGCAAUAGCAACUUUAAUGGCUCCAACAUGCACAACACUUUCAACCACAGCACAUUCACCGACAAUGAUGCAAACAACGAUAGAUUCCUGCUAAAGAAACACUUCAAGGUGAAGAAGAACUACCAGCAAUACCUCGACCAGAACCAUACGAACGAUGCAGUAGAUACCAUGCUCAACGACCAGUGCAGCAGAAACAGUGAGAACGACGACAGCAGCGACAGCAGCAGCAACGAUGCUGUGAGAUACGUUGCGAGAAACAGUGCUGGCACCAAGCGCUCGCUCAACAGAGACUUCCGAACCGAGAAGAGAAGCAGACACUACUGACCGCAGACCCUCUUCGCCAGCGCCAACCUCUGGCGCAUGAGCUGCGUGUGCUGCCUUUGCCGCCACAUGCACUCACCAGCACACGCUCAUGUAAGCGCGCUCUGCCACCGGCCAGUGUAUGAGUCCCUCAGCUGUGG